GGCCACAAGUUUCAAAACUUUCAAACAGGGCAGACAGGCAGAGAGACAGUGAGUCGGACGGCCUGACUGACGGCGGGGGAAUCAAGCUUUUGGACAAACCGCUGCACCGCACACUCCAAACAAGAAGUGUUGUCUUUAGAGGAGAAAAAAAAGGAGUGAAGAGAAGAAAGAAGCAGAGUCAUUGUGGAUCUUUUUCAGGGGAAUAUCCUGCACCACAACUUGUUUGUUUUCUCUUUCUUUCUCGUCUCUCCUUCCCCCUCCUCUCAGAUCUCGAUGCUUUGCUUUGGGAUUUGUGCUGCAGAUCCAUUAGACUCCUCUCUCCAUCUCUCCCGCUCUCAUCUGAAACAUUUUGAGUUGAUAAUUUUUUCCAGAACUUUACAACCCAACAAACUCACACAGACGUUUGCAGAAUCUCACUUGGACUAAAAGAGUUGAACUCAAGCCCGGCUCUGGAAUGAAUUUAGCCAAGCCCAGUUUGUCUAGAGAGACUCUUCUGCAUGGAGGCCGGAUGUCCCACGGAGGCCCCUGGGCGUCCGGGACCCCGAGCCCUGCCUCUGAUUCCGACAUGGGAUUCGAGCAGAAUCUCUCAGGGGACUGCAGCUCUCCCGAAGGCCUCGGAGCAGGGAGCGUGAGGAGGACCGAACAGAGGAUUUCUCUCACGUCCAGCUCAGGAGGACAGAGCCCGGACCUGACCCAGGCAGGAGGAGCGUCAGCGGGCUCAGGUGAUGGGAAGGCCAUGGGGGGCGAGCAGAGGAUCCGGAGGCCCAUGAACGCCUUCAUGGUGUGGGCGAAGGAUGAGAGGAAGCGGCUGGCCCUGCAGAAUCCUGACCUGCACAACGCCGUGCUCAGCAAGAUGCUCGGUCAGUCAUGGAAAGCCCUGAGUGCUACAGACAAGCGACCCUUUGUAGAAGAAGCAGAGCGCCUCCGUGUCCAGCACCUCCAGGAUCACCCCAACUACAAGUACCGGCCUCGUCGUAAGAAGACCACCAAGAAGCUGAAGCGUGUUGAACCAGGGCUUCUGCUUCACAGCCUAGCCCAAGGUGGUGCCUCAGGUCUUGGCAUCGGCUCGUUGGGUGCAGAUGGUGGCUCUCCUUAUGGACACCCAGGUGCCCACCCUUCGCAUCACCACCACUCCCACCAUCUCAUGGCUCCUCUUGGACACUUCAGGGACCUUCAAGCCUCAGGACACCCAGAGCUGGAGAGCUACGGCCUGCCCACUCCGGAGAUGUCCCCUUUGGAUAUUCUGGAUGAAGGAGCUGGGGAAUCUGUGUUUUUCCCCCAGCACAUGCAGGAGGAGUCCGGGAUGGGAGGUUGGAGUGGAUACCACCACCACCUUCACCAUCAUAACCAGCAUUAUAGCCACAGUUACAACAACCAUGGCCACCACAACUCCAUACAUGGUGCAGGGACAUACGGUCAGAGUUCAGGAAUGAGUGUUGGUGCAAGUCUAGGCACAAGUUUGAACUCUAGUUUGAGUCCAGGUAGAAGUUCCAGAGUUGACUCUAGAAUGGGUUCUGUUGAGUCAAACAUGACCUCCAGGUUAAACCCCGGUCACCACAUUGCCUUGAGAAGCCCUGUAAAGCCCCAGUCUGACUCCUCAUCCCCUGUCUCCUACCCCCAGCCCCCCAUCAGCAUCUCUGAGCCAAUCAAAUCUCAACAAAUGCCACAUCAAACCACCGCAAGUGUCGGCUACUUCGGCCAAAUGUACGGCAGCAGUACCCCCAAUGCAGGGUACUACAUGCCCUCUCAGCUGGGGCAGCUCUCACCCCCUCCUGAAACUUCUACUUCCUCUUGCUCAUCCUCCUCCAUCCCUCCAUCAAGCUUCCCUCCCUCUCUGCACUUAGAGCCUUCAAACCAUGAGUCCCCUGGGCACUUAGGGGCUUCCACAGCUGAGUUUUGGUCCGAGGUGGACAGGCAUGAGUUUGACCAGUAUUUUAACGUGGGACGGAAUCGGGAGGAGGCUUACGGACGCUGUGGGAGCGGGUCCAAAGUUGCAAAUGGGCGUGGUGGUAGCAUUGUAGGCAGUGGCAUGAAUACUGGUGUUAUUAACAGGGAUGUCAGCGGGAUUCUGAGCAGUGCUGGUGGUUGUGAUGAAUCUAGCAGCCCUCUUAUAUCUGCUCUUUCUGAUGCCAGCAGUGCCGUCUAUUACAGCGCCUGUAUAACUGGAUAAACACCCUCCCUCCAUCCCUCCAUCCCUCCAUCACGUGUACCUCCUUCAUACUGCACAGUUUGGUUCAGCUGAUUUAGCCCCGGCCUGUUGUUACACAAUAGGCAGGAAGUAUCCAGGAAGUUAAGUUUUGGCUCAUAUUUUUAGUCACAUCUUGUUUUUAUAUCAUAGAUUCCAACAAUUGACUUUUAAAACUCUAGUUUUGCUAGAUGCUGAUAUGAAAUUCUUGUAUGAAAACAAGUGGUUUUUUGCUCUACCAAUGCUAACUUGAGCCAGAGCUGGGUGCACCCAAAACCCACAGAUUUUUAAAAAAUGUUCAAACUGGAGACAAAACAAAACAAUCUGCUGAAAUAAGUAAACAUACUGUAAUUUGGACAUUCCUUAAGUUGCCCUAUUUGGCAGAUGGCUCGCUAGCUAACCAGCUACAUGCUACCUUAGUUUCUUUUGGCUAAGGGAUGUUUGCUAGCUUCAUUACGUUUGCACAACAGAGCUCAGAAACUUUUAGUUUUUGGAAUUUGUUGAGCAGUUGCAAAAUCAGCCACUGUGAGUCUCUUAGCUAGCACAGCAUUAGCUGGUAGCAAUUUAACCAUUUCAGUUGCAUCACUUCACAUUUGUUGCUCUCUAUCGUCAGAUGUGCAUCGUCCUGCUCAGAGGAUGUUGUGCUUUGACUUUAAGUGCUCAGUGUGCCGCUGCAACAAAUGUAAGGGCUCUCAAGUCUCACGCAUUUCAACCUGUUCACACGCCACACUUUGUAUUUCUCAUGCACAAUAAUUAGUAGGACAACGGCCACCAAGUUGCACCGCCUUUCCUUCAGAAUGAGUUUUCCAUGCACCAGCUAAUCAAAAAGAAAGAAAGGAAUAUAGCUACCCAACAGCCAAUCACAAAAUAGCAUCACUGUAUCCGGGUAAAACAAUGCAACAACGUUACGUUCCAAAGAAAAGGAUGCACAUGCACAAUGCAGACUGACCGCAGAUUAGAAGACGAGGUCUGUCUGCACCCCCCUCCCAACUUGAGAGCCCUGAAAUGUGCUGCAGACACCUUGAUAGAAUAAUGUUGUUCUUCAGUUACUUUUCAAGGGUGCUAGGUCUCUGCGUUAGCAUGUGUAAUGCUAACAAACGGGCAGUAUUCGUCAACAACUGGACACAUUUAUGAUCUCAUUUUUAUUUUUUUUCCUGUGCUGCAAAGUCUGAGGGAUUCAGGGAUUACAAAGUCAGCUAGGACUUUCCUUAGUUAAAUAGCCUUUGGGAAGAAAUCUCAGCUCAGUAUCUGGUUUUGUUUCUCUGCGCUCUAACCCCUGGUGACCGAAGAAGAGACUAUGCAAACAAGCAAACUGCACUAUGUAGUUUUCUGGUCCUUAACUAUGAAUUUCUGGAUCAUCUCAUAUCAUUUUUUGGAUUUUCAUUAAGAGCCAGAAAAAAUGUUCAUCUCACUUGUACAUUAAUUCAUCUCACUUGCCGCAUGGAGGACAUUAAAGAGACGGACACAGAGAAGAAGAAUCCCUAUGAAGGACUCGGUCCAGACUCCAAACCCUUUUAGCUGUGUUUCGGGAAAGCCUUGGCCACAGACCCAGGGCAGACCACGGAUGUCUCCCACAAACUAUCAGGACGUUUUACAAGCCGGGGUCGGGUUCUUCCUGACCGUGAUAUUUGCCUUUAGCGCUCACUCUCUCUCCGUCCACGGCAGGGCCUCAUGUCAGACUCUGUGCCAAAAUCUGCAAGUUUUAAAGUUGCUCUCUGGCAAAAAAAACACACAUGAUGAAGAUUCAAAGAUCAUUCUCUUUAACCAGUAAGCCUCUCUGGUAUCACACGCACAUCACUUGUUAAAACAAAAUGUCCUUUUCCAAACUUAUUAAGAGUAAUUUUCUUCUACAAAUAACAGAACACUGGGUUAUAAGUUCAUUGUUAUUGGAACAGAAUCUUGUGUGGUAAUUCAAGAGGGAUGAAAAGCUUCUCUUUACUUUAAAUUCGACUUCACUUUCAGAUGUAUGUGAUUCAGGAUUAUACACUAAAGCGUUGGUCAGGUAUUUGACUUGUGUAAUUCCAAAAACUGAUCUGAAACAUUUAAAAAGUGAUGGUUCCUGUGUUUGUGUUUUAGAAACCACGUUCUGUUGUAGCUGUUUACUGUAUAUAUAGAUGCUAUGCCUCUUGGCAGUAUGUGAAGGAGAAAUGAAGACUAUGAAAUGUUCUCUUUGCACUGGGUUUAAUGUCUUAGCUGUAUAGAAGGAACACUACUAAUAAAAUCUAAGUUGUCGUAAUUUUAAGUUUUGUUGUUGUACAGAAAGUCGUGUGUUUGUUUUGUUGUUUUCCAGUUUUAUGAAACGUGCUUAUUCACUCUCUCGCUGCAGAAAAGAAAGAUGAUGUUUGAUUUUAAACUGGAGCAGGGAAGCAGUUAGCAUAAACUAGGAAUCAGAAUUUAGCCUUUAAAGCUCUUUUGUUCAACUUUGGCGACCCCUGUUGGCAAAACUGCACCUCUGAUGUAUUUGCAGAUUGUCCUGUGCAUUUUUAAGUAGUGUUCUCAACAACAAACAAAGUCAUCCUGCUUUCUUUUAAAAGUCAAACUCAUCACUUGUGUUAUCCUUCAUAAGAAAAGACAAAUUGAAAGGCUAUUACUAUUACUUUGUACGACACCUACCCUGCAGGAGAAGUUUCAAUCUGUAGCCCUCAAAGACGCUCAUCCUAUCAACAAGCUUUAAAAACUAAGUUACAGCGGACAUUCUCAGCUUUCCAUUGACACCACAUUUGUCUCAUUCGGCAUAUUCAAAAUAAAUUCAGGAGAGUCUGGGCGCCCCCAAAGAUGGUCUAGAUCUGCAAGGGUUCAAAAUUGCCUUACAAAAACAAUCAUCCUGCUGAUUUUGGUCUCAUUGGAUUUUGUCGGUCUUAAAGAGGCAUCACUAUUAACUUCAGUCCAUUUCAUCACCGGCUGAAAACUCCUUACUGUAGCUUUAAUUUCGUUUGUCAUCAAGAUUUAAAAUCCAGUCGAAUUCAGUUUUAAAAUUGGGUCUGUUGUGCAAUAUUAGCUCCUGUUGUUACAUUUUAUUCUGUCCCCUAAAACAACACACUUUUUCCUCAUGUAUUAAAGUGUUUCACUACUUUAAAGGAAUAAAUGAAAGGUGUUACAACUUCAAUUUAAAAGUGACCGCAGGUUGAAUUUGCACUUUUAUUAAGGCAAGCUGCCAACCUUGUUUGCAGUCUUUGUGCUAAGCUAAGCUAAGCUAACUUAAUUGCUUCCUGACUCCAGCUUUUUUAACCCUCCUGUUAUGUUGUGGGUCAAAUUGACCCUUUUUAAAAGUCUAUUUUAUGCAAUAUAAGCCUUCCAAACCAGAUACAUGCAGCAUCAAAAUCUGGGCAGCAUGUGACAGAAGAGGUGUCGUGUUAAUUUAUCAACAUCACAUCAUAAAAUUAAAGAAAAAUCAAAAUGUAAAAUCAAAUAAACAAAAAUCUAUGUCAUGUAAAAGUAUUGUAUUUAUAUUUAGGGCUUUUUAAUGUACAUUAAAAAAAUUAUUUUAGUGAGUUAUCCUCAUUGGACCAUGAUCUGUGAGGAUUAAAGAACACCAAUGGACUAAAUCUUGAGUUAAAUGGUUAGUAAAGGAGUUAAAAAUGAGAUUUUAAAAAAUGUGUAUAGGAUUUUUUGGAUAAUUGAAUAUGCCCCGGGUCAAAUUGACCCAGGAACAUUAUUGCUGUUCCAGAGAAUCAAACACAACAAGAGGGUUAACACUCUUUUUCACACUCUUGGCGGGAAAGUGAAUAGGCUCAUUUCCUAAAUGUUAAACUAUUCUGUUGAUGUGUAUUUGUUCCACUAAAGUGUUAUAUGUUAUAAUUUCACCUUCAAAAGGAAACCUCUUGUAGAUCUCUCUAUCGGUCUAUAAUGAGUUACAGUGACACCAAAUAUGAGAAACCUUCCUGCCCACACUGUUUCUGUUUCUACAUAAAUGACUGGAAAUUCAAAAUGUGGUUUUGUUUGUGUUGAGAAAAUAAAGAAACAACAGUUGCAGCCACUGUACCGGCCUCUCUGCAUGUGUUUAUGUAGCAUCGAUCUGGUAAUAUUUCCGUCUCCAGAAGGAGCAGAAAACAGAAGUUUUUCUAGAAGGGCUCAUUCUGCAUCUGUUGCGCAUUAGUGCGACAGACAAUCCUUUUUUCUCAGAGAAACAGGAGAACAAAAUCGAGCAUCUUGCAUAGUGAAACCAGUUCUAUCCACCACACUCUGCUUUGCGGUGAACACAGAGAAACAGUAGAUUUUUCCUAGCAUGUCCUCUUGAGGACGGAGCCUCAGAGAAGCAGCAGUUCAAGGAAAGUAUUAAAAAAUACUUUUACAUCUGCAUUUGACAUUCUUUUCUGUUGACACUAAACAGAGUCUUGUUUCCAUUUUAAUUUACUGUGACACACAAAGAACAUCAGAGAGGCGGCCAUUUUUUUCAGUCGUGCAAUAACUCUCAGGCUUUUGGUAAUAAUUAUCUACAGGAAAAAAAAAACUGGGAUAAAAUCAAAGGAGAUUCUCUCAGCAGUCAUAUAAUGACAAAUUAAAAGCAUGUUUUCCGAGAAGUGUCACUGCGGUGCUUCUAAAUCUGUCUGUCAGGGAUUAUAAUUGUAUUUUCCGUAGUAAAUGGUUUUGUUUGUGUUUAUUUUUGAGAAAUGUGGGCUUGGCUGUAAAUGGAUCUGUUCUGUUUUUAAAGAUAAUUUCACAAAAUAAACACUUCUGAGAACGC
Messenger RNA from Notolabrus celidotus (New Zealand spotty), 6869 nucleotides. It is a transcript of the gene sox18, whose product is annotated as SRY-box transcription factor 18. The transcript is spliced from 2 exons. Bases 455 to 2170 code for a protein of 571 amino acids. Gene Ontology annotation, biological process: angiogenesis; positive regulation of transcription by RNA polymerase II; lymphangiogenesis. Gene Ontology annotation, molecular function: RNA polymerase II cis-regulatory region sequence-specific DNA binding; DNA-binding transcription factor activity, RNA polymerase II-specific. The record is from RefSeq and is a predicted model, not a curated record. Lineage: Eukaryota; Metazoa; Chordata; Actinopteri; Labriformes; Labridae.